GGAAAAUAUCAAUAGAGACUGCGAAAAAACAUAUUCAAAUGCAUAUCUCAAACAAAUGGAAUCAACAAAUCAAACAGAUAAUGUCAACAGUUCAUUUUGCAUAAAAGGUGGGUUACUGUUAAUCGAUCAAAUUAGACGAUAGGAAAUAUUUGCAGACACCACAACGUAUUUCAGUCUCCCUUCUGAUGAAAUCCCUAGUUUUGGUGGGCCUGUUGGCUUUUUUAAGCCUAGCAAGCUCGUGCCCUCAUGAGCCAGACUGCUCCUCUGGACUAGAUGAGCUGCACCCACAUGCUGAUUGCAACCAGUUUUAUGCAUGCCGGAACGGAGUUGCUCUAACUUUCAAGUGCCCCUUUGGUCAAUAUUUUAACCCAUCAAAAGAGAUUUGCGGACUAGACAGAUCAAACUGUGCUAUUUGUCUUAAUGAACACCAAAAAAGCAAAACAACUUCAAAGGAUUUCACAUUGUCUACACCACAACUAGCUCCAUGUCCACCUGAACCACAAUGUCCAGUAUGGGGUUUGACGAUGGUUCCAUAUCCACCCGAUUGUAGAAUGUUUAAGCAAUGCAUUUUUGGAAUAAGUAUUAUUGUAGCCUGUCCUGCAGGCCAAGAGUUCAGUCCCAUUGCGCUUGAAUGCUUAGAUGUAAUGAUUGCCGAGUGUUAUGCUUGUGCGCCGCAAACUACAACUUCACUCCCAACUUCUACUAGUACAACUUCAACCACAACCACCUCAACAACCACUACUCCUACGACUACCACUACUACGACCACAACCCCUACGACUACCACUACUACGACCACCACACCAACAACCACCACUCCAACAACCACCACACCAACAACCACCACACCUACAACCACCACUCCUACGACCACAACCCCUACGACCACCACUCCUACGACCACAACUCCUACAACUACCAUGACAACACCCACUACAACCACCACUCUUCCACCAACCACAACCCCCGUUGAUGGUUGUCCACCAGCACCUACAUGUGGACCACUACAAAUCACUAGGCUUGCAGUUCCAUCAGAUUGCACCAUUUAUCAGCAAUGCAUCCUGGGAGCCUCAACUAUACUUCCAUGUUUGCCUGUUGGAACUGAAUUCAGCGCAACACUCAGAGAAUGCGUUGAUCCAGCUAUUGCCAACUGCCCUAAAUGUGGGGCUCAAUCGACAACUCUUCCCCCAACCACAACGGUUACAACUACUACCCCUACUACAACUACACCAACAACUACUACCCCUACCACAACUACACCAACAACCACUACCCCUACCACAACUACACCAACAACUACUACUCCUACCACAACUACAACAACAACUCCUGAACCAACAACAACGAUUCUAUCUACUACAACCAUUGGAGAGUGUCCACCUGAUCCUACUUGCAGACCAUUUGAGUUGACCAGACUUCCAUUCUAUUCUAAUUGCGCUUUAUACAUUCAAUGCUCAUUUGGAGAACAAACGAUUCUUCCAUGUCUUCCACUUGGAACUCAAUUCAACGCUGCAACGAAGCAAUGUGUUCCAGCUUCCGAAUCCGGAUGCAAAACAUGCAUUCCAUUAACAACGACACCGGUGCCGUCAACGACUACAACAGAAUCGACGACAGUUACGACCACGGAGCCAACAACAACAGUUUCAACAACCACAGAGGUGAUAUCAACAACAACGGACGCGUCAACAACUACAGAACCAUCAACAACAACAGAAGAGAUAACAACGGUUAUUCCUUGUGUAAACCCAGAAUGCCCCACUGAUGUAGCAAGUAUAAAACUUCCUGUGCCAAGAGACUGCAAGAAAUACCUUCAAUGUAUCGAUGGUAUCGGCCGUGAGCUUAAUUGCAUGUGGGGUCUGGAAUUCGGCGAAGAAAUUGGCGAUUGUGUCGCACCCUCAAUAGCACGCUGCACUAAUUGUGUUGCAUAACAAUUUAUGCAGAUCUCCUUUGUAUUGUAGAGUAAAUAAGCAAUUAAAAUAAAUUAUUUUUAAUGCA
Molecule: messenger RNA, 1995 nt
Organism: Cloeon dipterum
Lineage: Eukaryota; Metazoa; Arthropoda; Insecta; Ephemeroptera; Baetidae
Product: mucin-2-like
Exons: 2
Coding region: 186-1928 (580 amino acids)
Cellular component (GO): extracellular region
Molecular function (GO): chitin binding
Source: RefSeq, a predicted model, not a curated record